AUGGAAGCGUUCAAAGACCUAAGAAGUGGAUUCGGGUCACACAAGUCGGAAGUGAAACAAAAUAAAUAUUCCGUUCUUGUGGUAGCAGUGCCACCCUUCACAGUCGAGAUCGCCAAAGGAGACGAGCGCCUGUGCUUCCAUCUUGAUUUGGUUGAAAGCGUUGAGGUUCAAAGAGAAUAUGGUUUUCGAGUAGAAGAGUUCUAUGUAGCUCCUGCAGCCAAAGAACGCGAUGAAGAUGUCCCUGCUGAGGUUUAUGCAAGCAGUGGCAUAUACAUCGAUCCAGAUUUCCACGACUUGCUUUUUGUCCGCUACCUAGAAGAGCGCGGACCAGAGCUUAAUUCUGCAAAACUCUGGUUGCUUACGCUACGCACUACGAACACUCGCAAUAUGUGGGUCUUCUCAACAUGGCAUAACGAAAUGAGGACGGAACAAAUAAAAAUCAGCUUUACAAUCAUGUAA
Cylicocyclus nassatus is the source of this 459-nucleotide messenger RNA. Lineage: Eukaryota; Metazoa; Nematoda; Chromadorea; Rhabditida; Strongylidae. The record is from the annotation of a GenBank genome assembly.